Molecule: messenger RNA, 3203 nt
Organism: Otolemur garnettii (small-eared galago)
Lineage: Eukaryota; Metazoa; Chordata; Mammalia; Primates; Galagidae
Gene: JOSD1
Product: Josephin domain containing 1
Exons: 5
Coding region: 704-1312 (202 amino acids)
Biological process (GO): protein deubiquitination
Molecular function (GO): cysteine-type deubiquitinase activity
Source: RefSeq, a predicted model, not a curated record
UCGGGCUCAGGUGCGCGCGCGCCUGCCCGCCCUAGAGCGGCCCAGGUGGCGGCCUCGGCUCCUGGUGGAGGCCGGUGGCGGGCGGUGGCGAGAGGGCGAGAGUCCGAGCCAUCGAGGGAACCGCGCCCUGUGGGGCCUUACCGCACCGGAGGGGAUGGAGCGCUGCCCCCGACGCCCUGGCGCCGCCCGCGAUCCCACCCUGGCUGGCCCUCGCUAGCUGCUCGGAUCGUGCGUUGUAUCCACCACCAUCCUAGGCCUUGUCUCCUAAGUCAGUGGCGUCGUGGUUCGAAAGAAAUGGAAGAAAAGGAGCGAUGUGACCGAUUCCGUUCAGUACCCCUGCGUUGAGGCCUGGUUGGCAUUUGUAAAGAGAAUAGUGUUUUUUGGGAGGGGGGUGGGAGGGGAGGGCGGGGAAAGGGAAACGAGGUCUUACAUUUUAUGAUUUUUUUGAAAUUUUGCACUUAGUGGUGGGCAAAAUAUCGGUAAACGAAGCUAAAGGUUAUUUUUCUAUUGAGAAGAGAGAAGAGGUGGAUGUUUCCCCCUUUUGAUUCCAACCUUUUCUCCCAGUGACAAAGCAUAUAUUAUGGACACCAGAGAAUAAGGUGGACCUCAGGAAUUUUUGAAAGACUGAGAAGCUUACAUUCUUCCUCAGGAGGGAAGAGUAGGGUGUUUUUUUUAGCCCUCUUUGGAACCUAAAACGAAAAACAUGAGUUGCGUGCCAUGGAAAGGAGACAAGGCCAAAUCAGAAUCGUUGGAGCUGCCCCAGGCGGCACCCCCACAAAUCUACCAUGAGAAACAGCGCAGAGAGCUUUGUGCCCUCCAUGCCCUCAAUAACGUCUUCCAGGACAGCAAUGCCUUCACCCGGGAAGCACUUCAAGAGAUUUUUCAGAGGCUGUCUCCAAACACCAUGGUGACACCUCACAAAAAGAGCAUGCUGGGAAAUGGAAACUAUGAUGUGAAUGUCAUUAUGGCAGCACUUCAAACCAAAGGCUACGAAGCUGUUUGGUGGGACAAGCGCAGGGAUGUCAGUGUCAUUGCUCUCACUAACGUCAUGGGCUUUAUCAUGAAUCUGCCCUCCAGCCUAUGCUGGGGUCCACUGAAGUUACCUCUCAAAAGGCAGCACUGGAUCUGUGUUCGAGAGGUAGGAGGGGCCUACUAUAACCUCGACUCCAAACUCAAGAUGCCCGAGUGGAUUGGAGGCGAGAGCGAGCUCAGGAAAUUUCUAAAACAUCAUUUGCGAGGAAAGAACUGUGAACUCCUGCUGGUGGUACCAGAAACAGUGGAGGCCCAUCAGAGUUGGAGGACUGAUGUGUAACAUGGUUCUGCCCAACCUUGCCCUUGCCUCAGCCCCUUCAGUCCUCUGUGAUGUGCUGUGGCCUCUACCGUGGGUCUGUCCUUGCCAUUUCCCCAAACAUCUCAUCGGGUUUUUCCUCUUCAGAUUUGACAGUGCAAUAGGACAGAUACAUGGACUGUCACAUGAACUACCCAGUGUUUUCUUCCUGGGAAAGGAAGGAGGAGCUCUGUAUACUCUAGGUCAAUGAUCACAAAGCCCUGUUUUAUUUGAGAGAGAGAAAAAGCAAGGCGGAGGAGUCCUAGCUUGUCUGAUUCUGCUGUAACGUCACUGCUGCUCCAGACUCACCUGGAGAUGCUGCCUCCAUUUUCAUUCCUGUCACAUCAGGAGUCUUAAGACAUAUAGUACACACAAACCCCAUGUGGCUGGUUUGAAGGACCCAGAGUAAAAAGGGUCUCUCAGGAAGCCGUCUCCAAAACUAGUAACGGCACAUGCCAUCUCCUUUUACCCCAGUUUUAAGGGUGGUUUAUGGCCAGCCUGGGAGUUUUAAUGAAAAGUUCUUUCAUAUUCGAAGCCAUAUGGUUGAAUCCUACAACGUUCUAGUGUGACAAGUGAAAUGGACAUCUAAAAGGAUGUGGGCUAAAGCCAAAUUGAGACAGGCCUGGGGCAGUUCCUUCACUCUAGUUUUGUCUCUGCCAUUUCACUAUGUUGAUUUUGGGAGGUUCUGGGCAAAAGAAGUAGUUGUUCCAGUUGACCCAAGUCCACCUUUGACACGAAACUCUACUAGUUUGAGGUAGAGUUGGGUGAGGAAAGUAUUGUGAAGAUAAGCGCAGAGUUUAAGAGCAGUCCAGUUCACUAUAGUGACAAGCAGAGCCCUCAAAUUGGGUGGUUACAUGCAUUGUUAUAGGAACUAGGUUUGUCAUCUUCGUGUCGUUUCCUUUACAAAUCUGUUGGGGAUUGACCUGCCCCUACCUCUUGAAAUAGUUGUAGGCCACUUUCUCCUGUAACUUCGGAAAAUGGGAGAAAAGGAGGGAAAGUAUCAUACCACACAUGUGUCACCAAUGUGGUUGUGUUUGCCUCAACAGGUGGGCAGGCAGGGAAGACCCACUAGCCCUUAGAGGUCAGUGGUCUUGGCAGGUCUGAGAGCUGCCCCGUUGGCUAGACAUAUCUCCAGCAGCAAAGCCAGCCCGGGGCUUGCAUGUCAGUCCUGAGCAAGCUUAACGGGGUGAAGCUGAGGCUUUCUCCCCACUGUGACUGGAGUGCAUGUUUACACCAGCACUUUCUGCACAUGUAUCUUCAAUCCAACAAGGCCAUUUUUUAUGCUGAGUAACAGAAGCCACCAAGCGGCUACUGCAUUAUUCCCUCAGCAACUGGCCGCAGUCUCUUCUGCACCAUUUUCUACACCAGACCUGCUUGGCACCACAGGGAGCUCUUUAACCCUGCAAAGUGACAUUCCAACCACCACCAGCCAAAAGUUACAGCCAACCUUGCUGAUUGGUACAGCAGGACCUUGGGUCCAUUGGCACUGUCUGGUAGCAAGCCAUUUCCUGGGAAGGGAAGGAAACUCCUCUCCACAUACCUGCUUGGGCCUGUGCAAAUGGUACUUCAAAAGGAGUUCCUGUGCACUUGGAGUCCAUGAGCCAAUGGGAUAUGCAAAGACGCUUAAACAUUUCAGGGCUGGUUUCUCUGUUCAUAUCCAAUUCCGGUGCUUAGGAGCAGGGACCCAUGCUGAUGCCCAAGGGCAGAAAGCCUCACUUUCUUUAGGAAGGGAGCACACCUGACCCUGAUGCCCAAUAAGGGGCAACCCUAGGCUUUUUGUUUUUCUUGCUUUUAUUCCCUUUUUUUGUUGGCCUUGUGCUGGGUUUGUUUACAAAAGAUGUAUUUUGUUUAACCAGAAUUAAAAAUGGAAAACUCC